Mya arenaria is the source of this 1228-nucleotide messenger RNA. RefSeq names its product protein ZNRD2-like. Bases 151 to 765 code for a protein of 204 amino acids. The record is from RefSeq and is a predicted model, not a curated record. NCBI's taxonomy places the organism in Eukaryota, Metazoa, Mollusca, Bivalvia, Myida, Myidae. The transcript is spliced from 4 exons.
GAUAUAAACCAGGUUUAUAUAUUAUUUGAUAAAUUUAUUUUUAAAUAUUGGAAAUGCAGCAAAAGGGGAGUUCACUGUGCUGUAAAAUUCUAAUAGUAUUGACUGCACCAGCAUUUCAGUGCGACUUCAGCAAACACUUCCACAUCAAAAAUGGAUGAUGACUAUGAAUGGCAGCCUCCCUCUGAGGCAGAGUUGAAGAUAAUCCAGGCACGACGGGAGAGAUCAGAUCGUAUCAGCAAAUUGUUGGGAGACUACAUGCUCAAGGGAUACAAGAUGCUCGGCAUUUGCUGUCAAGCUUGCUCGACAAUCCUGCUUCAGGACAAGCAGGGCGUGAACUACUGCGUGGCCUGUCAAGAACUGGACACCGACAUUGACAAGGACGAUCCAGUUCUGUGCCAAGCUGCAGCUCGCUCACAGAUACUGGAAGGUUCUGUUGCUGACGAUGAAGAUAGGGAUGACCUCUCUUUCAUGGCCAGAAUGGUUCCAUUAUCCACACAGCAACACACAACCAGUCAUCCACCUGUCCUGCCCGCACAACAAACCAGUCCAGUCACCAUAGCAACGGCAUCUUCUACAGCAGGCACUAGCCAAUCACACACCCAGGCAUUGGGCUUGAACUUUAGUCCAUCUGUCAAUGUUCUGUGUGACAAGAUAAAAUGGGCCACCGAUGAACUGAGGGAAUCCAAAAGUGUUGAGUAUUCCAUCCACCUGUGUCAGCUGUUGAAGACAUCUGCAGAUGCUUUACAGAGUCUCAAAGCUUUAUGAUACACAAGAAUAUUUGCAGUUUUGUUAUGUCUUAUUUCUUUUGAAAAAAAAAUUGCUAAGCUUGAUGAUUUAUUGGUGAUGUAUAAUUAUUUUUCAAAAUCUUUAAACUGUUUGCAUUUCUGCAAUUACCGUAAUACUAUUUUCUUAUGAACAUAAUGAACACAACACUUCAUAUGUGCUAACAAUAGUGUACAUGUAUCUGCCAUAAUGUAAACUGUUUAAUGGUGUCAAUAUCACGUUGAAUUAAGGUAUCCUUUUUACUGUCAAAAGUAGAUGCUGUUUUGAAGCCAUUUACAUACAUGAUACAACAGAGCGAGCAUGUUGUUUUUGAACCUUUAAACAGUCUAUUCUUCCUUCCAAAAGACUAGCAAUCAACUAAUGUACAUUUUUGUACACACUAUAAACUGUUGUUUAUUUUGUUAAGUAUAUAAGUAAAUUCAUGCAUAAAUGGUUGGAACUCUUU